AUGACUAGCCCCGUUCUAAGAGACUUCCUCCACAGUGAGGACUCUGAAUCUCUGGACAGUUGCAUCCAGAGCACCCUGUCAGCCCUCUACCCUCCGUUUGAUGCCACAGCUGCCACGGUGCUGUGUCAGGUAUUUGAUGUGGUAGAGACCAGCUACAGAGGAGACGGAUUCAGAUACCUUAUAGACUUCCUGGUUCCUACUAAACACAUCCUGCAGACCAUCCAGCAACAUGCCUGUUUCCCGUACUGUGGCCUGUUAUUCCGUCACCAGGGCUGGCCUCUGUGUCUCCACGACAAGGUGAUCAUCCAGCUCUCUCCUCUGGACCCACGCAUCCUCCGACCCGGGGACUUCUACCUGCAGGUGGCAUCACCCUCUGUCUCCCCCAGCCCCUCCUCCACCCCCAGCCCACCCUGUAUCAUCCUGCGUUGUCUGGCCCCCAGUGGGCAGCAUGUAGAGGAGGUAAAGGUACCAGAGCUAGCCUACAAAUCCCUCUUCACCAUGGCCUGGCUCAACUCAGUCAACAGGGAGCGGAGCGGAGCGGGGUCUGGGACAGGGUCGGGGACAGGAACGGGGACAGGGUCUGGGACAGGGUCUGGGUCGGGGACAGGGUCUGGGUCGGGGACAGGGUCUGGGUCGGGGACAGGAACGGGGACAGGGUCGGGGACGGGGUCUGGGACGGGGUCUGGGACGGGGUCUGGGACGGGGUCUGGGACAAGGUCUGGGACGGGGUCUGGGACAAGGUCUGGAACAGGGUCGGGGACAGGGUCUGGGACGGGGUCGGGGACAGGGUCGGGGACAGGGUCGGGGACAGGGUCGGGGACAGGGUCUGGGUCGGGGACAGGGUCUGGGACAAGGUCGGGGAGGACACUGUCCCACUGCCUCCUGUCUGCAGAGAACGACAUCUUCAGAGUCCCCUGGGAGGAUGUCGUACACCCUCAGUUCAUUAACAGACCCACAGCCUUGGUGGCUGCGCCUAUUAGGGUCCCUACCAAGGGAGAAGGGGACGGGGGGAGGGAACAGGAGGUCUUCAAGCCUUCGGAUAGGGCCAGAUGCAUUUUGAUUGACACAUCCAAGGCCCAAUGUGGAGAGAGUAAGGAGGUGAAGCUCCUCCCACGUUUGAGACAGGCUAUCGAGACCAGUGACGAUGGAAAAGGUUUUGACUUCGCAGCAGAAGAGGACUCGGACGCUGAGGGAGAGUACGUUGAACUGGAAGAGAUCAGUCUGCCACGCUUCUCUCCUCAGAAAGGAUCCUUAACACAGUCUAUUAGCCUGAACUACAGGAACCGGCAUAAACCCCGGACUACACCCCAACACACAGCCCGAUACACACCCCAACACACACCCCUUCAACCUUUACACCCACCCCAACACGCCCCCAAAGCAACCCCCGCCCAGCCCUUUCAGGGACCAGUGAAAAGCAGCACUUUCUCCCAGUCCAUGUUGUGUUCCAGACUCAUCGAGGAAAACCUGAACAACGACUUGUUUUACCCUGUCAUCCUCACCUCAACGGCCCCCAGCUCCCCCACGACCCCCAGCUCCCCCACGGCCCCCAGCUCCCCCACGGCCCCCACCUCCCCCACGGCCCCCACCUCCCCCACGGGCCCCAGCUCCCCCACGGCCCCCAGCUCCCCCACGGGCCCCAGCUCCCCCACGGGCCCCAGCUCCCCCACGGGCCCCAGCUCCCCCACGGGCCCCACCUCCCCCACGGGCCCCACGGCCCCCAGCUCCCCGACGGCCCCCAGCUCCCCCACGGCCAGAGAGGUGGUCAGCGGUGAGAGGACGACGUCAGACCGUACAGAAGCCCCCAGUCCCACUCCCACUGACCGCCAACCACACUACACACCAGCGGAGGACAUAGACACACCUUCCACUGAAUCAGAGACCGAGAGACCGGAGGACAAGGAGGAGGAGGAGGAGAUGGAGGAAGAGGAGGAGAACCACUCAGCUACUGAGCCCCAAGAGACAGGCCCCAUUCAGCCAGAGGAACCUGUGUUAAAAUCCUGUUCCAUGGACAAGUCAUCCACUGAAACCAACCACAGAGACCCAGAAGCCCAGUUAACCCAGUCCCCAGCCCAGUUAACCCAGUCCCCAGCCCAGCUAACCCAGUCCCCAGCCCAGCUAACCCAGUCCCCAGCCCAGCUAACCCAGUCCCCAGCCCAGUUAACCCAGUCCCCAGCCCAGUUAACCCAGUCCCCAGCCCAGUUAACCCAGUCCCCAGCCCAGUUAACCCAGUCCCCAGCCCAGCUAACCCAGCCCCCAGCCCAGCUAACCCAGCCCCCAGCCCAGUUAACCCAGCCCCCAGCCCAGUUAACCCAGUCCCCAGCCCAGCUAACCCAGUCCCCAGGCCAGUUAACCCAGUCCCCAGCCCAGUUAACCCAGACCCCAGCCCAGUUUACCCAGUCCCCAGCCCAGUUAGCCCAGUUCCCAGCCCAGUUAGCCCAGUCCCCAGCCCAGUUAACCCAGUCCCCAGCCCAGUUAACCCAGUCCCCAGCCCAGUUAACCCAGUCCCCAGCCCAGUUAACCCAGUCCCCAGCCCAGUUAGCCCAUUCCCCAGCCCAGUUAACCCAGUCCCCAGCCCAGCUAACCCAGUCCCCAGCCCAGCUAACCCAGUCCCCAGCCCAGCUAACCCAGUCCCCAGCCCAGUUAACUCAGUCCCCAGCCCAGUUAACCCAGUCCCCAGCCCAGUUAACCCAGUCCCCAGCCCAGUUAACCCAGUCCCCAGCCCAGUUAACCCAGUCCCCAGCCCAGUUAACCCAGUCCCCAGCCCAGUUAACCCAUUCGCCAGCCCAGUUAACCCAGUCCCCAGCCCAGUUAACCCAGUCCCCAGCCCAGUUAACCCAGUCCCCAGCCCAGCUAACCCAGUCCCCACCCCAGCUAACCCAGCCCCCAGCCCAGCUAACCCAGUCCACAGCCCAGUUAACCCAGUCCCCAGCCCAGCUAACCAGAUCCUACUCCCAGUCCAGCCAGUUAACCCAGUCCCCAGCCCAGCUAACCAGAUCCUACUCCCAGUCCAGCCAGUUAACCCAGUCCCCAGCCCAGCUAACCAGAUCCUACUCCCAGUCCAGCCAGUUAACCCAGUCCCCAGCCCAGUUAACCAGAUCCUACUCCCAGUCCAGCCAGUGCUCCCAGACACUGACAGAAGCCCAUAACAUCAAUGGUGCUGUCCUCAGCUCUGGGGUGCUCUGUCUGCCUGGAACAAGAGAUAAGGGAGGUCGGGCCCUGGUGACCGUGGCAACUAGGAACACCGUCUGGUUGAACCCCAGCUGUGACUGUGGAGAACUGGUCAGAAUCCUGGUCUACUACUACACAGUGCUCAGGAAGGAGGUGCGUUCCCUAGGGUUGACAGUCCUGGUGGACUCCCGGAGGUGCUCCCCUGUCCCCGCUCUGUUCAAAGCCUUCAACAUACUACAGGAUGCUAUGCCCGGCUCUAUCUACACUGUCCUGUUACUGGCUGACAGAGACCUGGUUCUACGCCUGGAGAAACCCUCAGCCGUACAGGUUGAGUUGUUGACCUCUCUGAAGUCUCUCCAUAAGCAUGUGGAGGUGUCUCAGCUGCCUACUGAGUUUGACGGAUCCUUCCCCUUUUCACACAGCGCCUGGGUCUGCUUCAGAACGAGAGUGGAACAGCUAACCAGUCACUGUGAGGACGUUGUCAAACUGCUCCAGAGUACCAUCGCUGGUCUGGAGUCUGCUGUCCUGCCAGCUACCGCUGAGGAGGCCCAGGUGUUACUUGCCAGGUACAGGGGUGUGAUGUGUAGCGUCCUGGAAGACAGCCGAUUGGCUAGAUUACAGCUGGAGGGCGGAGCCAACCUGUCCCGCCUCCGUAAAGAGGAAACCAGUGUCAGCCUCAGCGACGACUACAGGUAAUGGUUUCGGUCGUUA
Salvelinus fontinalis (brook trout) is the source of this 3882-nucleotide messenger RNA. RefSeq names its product mucin-2-like. Bases 1 to 3867 code for a protein of 1288 amino acids. The record is from RefSeq and is a predicted model, not a curated record. The transcript is spliced from 14 exons. Lineage: Eukaryota; Metazoa; Chordata; Actinopteri; Salmoniformes; Salmonidae.